AUGCUCUGUCUAGUCCGACUGCCAAAUGACUUUCUCCUAGAGGUCACACUUGGCCCCAGAGCUCGAGGGCAAGAAUGCCUCGAUAAAGUCUGCGAAAAGCUAAACACCAUUGAGGUGGACUUGUUUGGCCUGCAGUUCAAGAACAAGAAUGGCGACCGGUACUGGCUCAAUUUGCGGAACAUGAUUCGCCAACAAAUUCACGUUCAGCCAAUUAGACUAGUCUUCAAGUUGAAGUUCUACGUGCCACCCCACCUCAUUCAGCAGCAGAGCACGCGACACCUAUUUUACCUCAACAUUCGCGCCAGUUUGCGAGAGAAGCAGCUUAAGGUGACUGACGCUGGCAAGCAGGCCAAACUGAUAGCCCUCAUUGCACAGGCAGAGCUGGGCAACUACCGAAGUGAUUCCGUCGAUCUCAAGCAGCUCUACUCGGAGUGGAUUCUCCUCUUUGACGGUCCGUCGCCCGCGGCAUCAGCAUCGGCAAGCGAGGAGCAGCACCAGCAGCAGACAGUGAUUCGCCAGCAGUCAGUCGAAGUGCAGUCAGAAAAUGACUCCUCAAAUCAGCCAACUUCGUCUUCUAGUAAAAGUGGCGCUCGCAAGCGUCGAAAACAUCACUCUGACUCUUCUGUGGCCGGAAUCACUGCCGCAGAGAAUGAAGCUACCGAAGAAGAGGAGGUAGAAGUGAACACUGCAGUGCAGUUUGCAGCAGGGUCCACUGGCGGUCCCAGCACAAGCACCAACAUCAGCGCCUCGGCGCCUGAUCUGAUUUGUCACUCGAUUUCGGUAAUUAGCAUUGACAGUAAUCAGCAGCAGCAGUCGCCCCCACCGCCGCAGCACCUUUCAACUCCCGUCCACGCCCAGUUCUACCGGUCAAUCGUCGAGCACCACAUUCAACUGCAGGACUGUCUGCCGUCGAAUGCGGAAAACAAGCUCCUUGAAGAGAUGGUCGAUUUGGAAGACAUUGGCAUUGACUUCUUUUCCGCCUGCGACUGUGACGGCCAGGGCAAGUGCACCAUUGGCGUGGGCACACGUGGGGUGAUCAUUGGACACACUGAGGCGCCUGUCGUGGAGAAAAAGAUAACCUAUGUUGCAUUAGUGAAAGUGCGCACAUCGACUAACUUUUUCAUGAUGAAGUACAUUGAAGAGGAUGGCGAAGUGACGGAACGCAAGUUUCGCCUCUCCUCCACCAAGUCUGCCAAUGCACUGUACAGGAUAAUUACAGAGAAGCACGUCUUUUACAGCUGUGAUACGGUGCGCGAUUCAGUGACAACGCAGUGCGUCAUUGGUCUGACCGGAAUGUUCUGGUCUAUUACGCCGGCCAUUUUCAAGGAUGACCCUGAAGUGGGCAAGAACUUUGUCUUUGACAUUCGACGCACGCUGCGCCAGUUUUACGAUGACGUACAGCGGACAAUGUUCAAGCUGAGGAAUCAGCUCGAGGGAAAUCUCCACCUGCUCAUCAGCGAUGCUGCAGCAGAUGAAUGUGAGCAGAUGACCACUGAGAGUCGACCAAAGAGCAGCACCUCCUCUAAUGAUCAGGUAAUCAGUUGUGAUCUAGUGUAUUCAAAGCACUAA
Molecule: messenger RNA, 1569 nt
Organism: Rhagoletis zephyria (snowberry fruit fly)
Lineage: Eukaryota; Metazoa; Arthropoda; Insecta; Diptera; Tephritidae
Source: RefSeq, a predicted model, not a curated record